Messenger RNA from Pseudomyrmex gracilis, 1563 nucleotides. RefSeq names its product tektin-1 (gene Tektin-C). Lineage: Eukaryota; Metazoa; Arthropoda; Insecta; Hymenoptera; Formicidae. The transcript has 7 exons. Gene Ontology annotation, cellular component: microtubule cytoskeleton; nucleus. Gene Ontology annotation, biological process: cilium assembly; cilium movement involved in cell motility. The record is from RefSeq and is a predicted model, not a curated record. Bases 158 to 1504 code for a protein of 448 amino acids.
GGUCAAAUAUUAUUAACAAAAAUAAUUUUGUCAGAACUAAAUUUGCAAAACAAACUUUGGUUAUCUAUAAACGUUGCUUUUGACAACAACGAGAAGCAAAUAUAAGAUGCAUAAUCGCGUUUAUAAAAUAAAUUUCUAGGACGCUUAUAGAUUAUAAAUGAGAAAUCAACGACGCGUGCAGAAAGCGGAAACGUUUCCUUGGGGACGAGCAAACAAUUACAUACAGUACAUAGCGAUUCGGCGAAAACCGAAGAUAAUGGAUUGCGCAUCAACAACAACGUCUUCGUUUCCUUCAAGAUUCACAAUAGACCAGUGGCAUCUUAACAAUCAGUUCAGAUAUCAAUGUUCCGAAGCGCAACAAAAAUUAUCAGAACGGCUCUUAGCCGACGCGGCGCGUGCGUGCGACUUUGCUACGGAAAUUGCGAAAGUUAAUAAAGAGGAAACGGAUCAUCAACUGAAAGAAAAGCUUAAUGAUAUCGAGUUUCGCAAGGAGGAAUUGCUGCGGAUUAGAAAGGAUCUUGUCCUGGAAAUUGACGCGCUCCCAGCAUACAAAGAACGCAUUACCGAUGUACUGAAAAUCGUCAGAGGAAAUGCUAGCACAAUUUGUAAAAAUUGUCUUAUCACCAGAGAACGUAGAUUGGGAGUUGACUUGGUUCACGAUGACGUCGAGAAAAAUUUGUUGAAGGAACGAGAAACAAUCCAAACAGCUGACAAUUUCUUAAGUCGAGUAUCGGAAGAAACUUGCGAACAAAUUCGCAAAUUGAAGGCAACAUUGCAUUGCAUCGAUCGUGACCUCGAAAACAAGAAGUGCAAUUUAUGCAUCCAUCGUCAUACUAUGUCUUUGAAAGAAACUGAUUUUGAUUUGAAUACUCAUCGCGAUGCUCAUUUGCAUCGUGACAAAUCGUGUGGAGAAAUAUUAGUAAGCGAAUGGGAACAGCAAACGAAUGAUAACGUUAACGGCGCAAGAAAGGAAGUGGACGAAACGAAACGAUUGCGUUGUUACAUCGAUACAAUAAUUAAGCAAACAAUCGAUGAUCUAAAUAGACAAAGGAUUAUCACAAACGAAGCUUUCAAACAACGCAUAGAAGAAACUCGAAAGGUUAAGAUCAAGAUGGAACUUCAGCAUUCGGAGAUAGUGAAGCAAAUUGAUGCUAUGUCAAACAAUAUUGCACGUAUAAAAAAGUCUAUAGCUGACAAGGAAGGUUAUCUAGCUCUGGCUUAUAUCAGAAUAGAUCAUCGAUGUCAACGUCCAGAAACGGAGCUUACUCAAGAUUUAGUUGAAGCUAAUCUCGUCAAGGAGAUACAUGAAUUACGAAACAUCGUGGCAAAUCUGCAACAAACGCUUUAUGAGGCAGAGGCGUCAUUACGUUACUUGCUCAAGACGCAGAUUAAACUUGCGGAAGACAUUAACGUGAAGAUGAAUACCUUAAAAAUUGACGAGGUCGAAUGUCUAACUUUGCGUCAAAGUCUGGAUUAUUCGUGCAUAUUGAAAUGUUACUAUUAAAACGCUUUCUUAUUUCGCUUUCUCUUUUUUGCGAUGUCUCACAAUAAUAAUAAAUCAUU